Capsella rubella is the source of this 899-nucleotide messenger RNA. Its product is annotated as DNA-directed RNA polymerase V subunit 5A. Gene Ontology annotation, biological process: DNA-templated transcription. The coding region runs from base 33 to 692 and encodes 219 amino acids. The record is from RefSeq and is a predicted model, not a curated record. The transcript has 4 exons. NCBI's taxonomy places the organism in Eukaryota, Viridiplantae, Streptophyta, Magnoliopsida, Brassicales, Brassicaceae. Gene Ontology annotation, molecular function: DNA-directed RNA polymerase activity; DNA binding.
UACUCUAGUUUGCUCAGACAAGGGCAGACAAAAUGGAGGUGAAAGAGAACGGGACAGCUCCGCUUCCGUGUCUGAGCAAAUACGUGGAUCCAUCGAGUGAAGAGAGUCAUAGAUACUAUCUUGCGCGGCGAAAUGCUUUGGUGAUGCUCCGAGACAGAGGCUACGACGUCUCCUCCGAAGAUAUCAGUCUCUCCCUCGACGAUUUUCGAAAUGUUUACGGCGAACGUCCCGAUGUUGACCGUCUCCGUAUCUCUGCUAAACACAUCUCCGAUCCUUCCAAAAAGGUAAAGAUUGUCUUUUUUAGUGGCAUGGUUAAAGUCAACGCAAUCCGUAGUAUAGCGGCGGAUGUACUCAGCCAAGAAACCAUAACCGGGCUUAUAAUAAUUCUGCAAAGCCAUGUAACCAAUCAAGCCUUGAAAGCCAUCGAACUUUUUCCAUUCAAAGUCGAGAUAUUCCAGAUAACUGACCUGCUAGUCAACAUAACGGAACAUAUACUGAAGCCAGAACAUCGAGUUCUGGAUGAUAAACAGAAGAAAAGGCUUCUGAAGAAGUUCAGCAUCGAGGAAAAACAGCUUCCUCGGGUUUCAAAGAAAGAUGCGAUCGUCCGGUACUACGGAUUAGAGAAAGGGCAAGUUGUGAAGGUGAAUUACAGAGGUGAACUCACACAUGUUGCCUACCGAUGUGUGUGGUGAAGUAACCAAUGAAAAACCAUCACGUGUACUUAUUUUCAGAAGUAAACUUUAAAACCAGUGAAAAACCAUCUCGUGUACUUAUUUUCAGAAAAAAAUAUUGUAUGUUUUGUAAGGUUUUGUUUUUCAUCCUAGACGAUCCUUUGCUUUGAACACAAGAAAAAGUUAACAAAAAUAAAACGAAAGAUCCUUUGCUUGUUCUUGACAACA